This is a messenger RNA of Babjeviella inositovora NRRL Y-12698, 318 nucleotides long. RefSeq lists its product as uncharacterized. The transcript has 2 exons. Bases 74 to 316 code for a protein of 80 amino acids. NCBI's taxonomy places the organism in Eukaryota, Fungi, Ascomycota, Pichiomycetes, Serinales. The record is from RefSeq and is a predicted model, not a curated record.
UAUACACGUCAUAAAGUUAAAAGAUCUGAUCUUAAAAGUCAGUUGCUGACAAACUAGACUCAAGCAGAGUAGCAUGCGCUCACUUGUUGGAGGCGAGGCAACGUGGCCCCAGGCGGGCUUCGUUUUCGCCACGGGCAAUAUAUCCCACGGCAAAAAAAAGCAAGGUUCGCAUAUCCUGUACACUGGACAACUGGGUGUUUCAUACAGAAUGCGACUAGUAUACUCCGAGAGUGGCAAGCCAAAACAACUACAAGCACUAUUUGCUACCUCUCAGCUACUGUUGAAAAAGAAAAUAUUCAAGAUUACGGGUGAUUAGGU